AGUAAAGUUUGCAUGAGACUAAACAGCCCAGAUUUUCCGCUGCCUUCCAGACUUCCUCAAAAACAGCCCAGCAUAAAACCAAACGGUCCGGCAGCAUCUGUCCACUGCAAACACUGGGCUGCUUUCUGUUCUACAGAAGAAGUUAAAUUUCACAAGCCAAGGAGCGGUUGCUGAUUUGUACUAAGAAUGUGGUGGAUCGCCCUCAUCGCUGCCCUCUUGCCGCUCGCAAAGGCUACCAUCUACCCAGAUGAGAUGCUGGACUCGCAGUGGGAACUCUGGAAGAAGUCUCAUAGGAAGGAAUAUAACGGCAAGAUGGAAGAAAUCUCCCGAAGGCUCAUCUGGGAGAAGAACCUCAAAUUUAUCAACACCCACAACCUAGAAUUUUCCUUGGGAAGACGAACUUUCGAAGUGGCCAUGAACCACCUUGGCGAUAUGACAAGUGAAGAGAUAGCGCAAAAGAUGACGGGCCUCAAAGUCCCUCCGUCCCGUAAGCCCAGUAACGACACGCUGUAUAUCCCAGACUGGGAGAAGAGGGUCCCCGACACCAUGGAUUACCGGAAGAAAGGCUACGUCACUCCUGUGAAAAAUCAGGGUCAAUGUGGAUCCUGCUGGGCUUUUAGUUCUGUGGGGGCCCUGGAAGGCCAGCUCAAGAGGAAGACGGGCAAGUUGCUGAACCUCAGCCCCCAAAAUCUGGUCGACUGCGUCACCAAUAACGACGGCUGUGGGGGCGGCUACAUGACCAACGCCUUUGAGUACGUGAAAGACAACCAUGGCAUAGAUUCCGACGAUUCCUAUCCUUACAUCGGCCAGGACGAGAGCUGCAUGUACAACCCAACCGGCAAAGCUGCCAAGUGCCGGGGCUUCCGGGAGAUCCCUGAAGGGGACGAGAAGGCCCUGAAGAGGGCCCUGGCCCGCAUAGGCCCCAUCUCCGUGGGCAUCGAUGCCAGCUUGCAGUCCUUCCAGUUCUAUAGCCGAGGUGUGUAUUAUGAUGAGAGCUGCAACGCCAGCAACAUCAACCACGCGGUCCUGGCCGUGGGCUACGGUACUCAGAAAGGCACCAAACACUGGAUCGUCAAAAACAGCUGGGGAGAAGAGUGGGGCAACAAAGGUUACGUCCUGAUGGCCCGGAACAUGAACAACGCCUGCGGAAUUGCCAACUUGGCCAGCUUCCCUAAGAUGUGACCUGCCCCACGGACACAACACAUCUGGGCCCCCGUGUCUGGAAACAGCUGGAUUCCUGAGCUGGCUUCAUGGAGCUUCGGCGCAGUAAUGAUGGACUUUGGCAGGAGCGGUUUUGCUUCAUAGGCAGCAUCUAUUAAAAGGCUUUUUGUAGAAAAAAGAAAAAAGCGUUGCCUUUCUCCUUCCCCUCUUCCCCCCGAAUGAGCAAAGGCACAGAAAUUUAGUAGUAAUCAGACAGCAUCUCCACUUAAACGCCAGCCCUGUUUAAAAGACAACAUCCCCAAUACAUAAUCUAGAAAAAUGGUCUCUUCUGUCAAACCAGCUUCUUGGUUGAUUGUUUCCCAGCCAGAGGAUUUAGAUCAAUCCGAGCAUGCCCCGUAAGCGUUUUGCUGGAUCUUUUGAGCAGGACUGGAUGGUUCUCCGUCCCAUGCUUUGCACUGGUGAACCCGUUGGCCAUCUCUCCUUAGGCAAAUGACUAGAUGACUACGUGCGGGAUUGCGCAAUGCACACUGCUGAGGGUGGGUUGUGAAACUGCAACUGCUCUUUUUAUGCUACUAAUUUUAAACUGCUUAUUUUUGUGUUUUUAAAUUGAUGUGACCUGCUCUAAGCCUGCUUGCGAGAAGG
This is a messenger RNA of Eublepharis macularius, 1803 nucleotides long. It is a transcript of the gene CTSK, whose product is annotated as cathepsin K. Gene Ontology annotation, cellular component: lysosome. Gene Ontology annotation, molecular function: cysteine-type endopeptidase activity. Bases 187 to 1182 code for a protein of 331 amino acids. Gene Ontology annotation, biological process: immune response. The transcript has 8 exons. The record is from RefSeq and is a predicted model, not a curated record. Lineage: Eukaryota; Metazoa; Chordata; Lepidosauria; Squamata; Eublepharidae.